AUGUCAUUGGAUUCAAAAAUUGGUUCAACUAUUUUUGUACGGCCAAAUAUAAAAGAUAUUGAUAUUGAUACAUAUACACAUUCAAAUAAACGUAAUGCAUCAAGAUUUUUAAAAUUAAAAGCUAUUAACACCUUCUUCUGCAGCUGCACAAAAUCAGGAAAGAAAGAAAAAGAGUCCAAGGAUAGAAAACAAUUUUCCACAAAAUCGACAGAUAAUAAUCCACAAUCAUCAUCAUUAGAUAAAUCAAAUUCUUCAUGUGUUCAAGGUAUUGAAUCAUUACGAAAAGAUCUUGGACUGCAGAGCACAAGAAAACCGGAAUUAUUCCGUAAGAAAAGUCCAAUUUCAUCAUCGGUAAAGAAAAAAUCGGAUAGAAAAAAAUUAAUCGCAAAUAAUAAUAGUAGCGCUAUUGUUGGUGAUCCAUUCGUAACUGGUCGAUCAAAUCUAUCUGGUGUUGAUACAAGAAAAUUUAAAAUCAAUAAAUGUACAUCAGGUAAUGUUACAUUUCAUAAUGCUGAUCUUUCUAAUACAUCGAUGAUGUCAAGUGGUGGUGGUGGUGGUGGAGGUAGAAAAAAUACUGCAGAACCUGAAAUGAAAAAGAAAUCUGAUAAAGAUGACAAACAAAUGUUUAGUUCGAUGAAUAAAUCGAAAAAUAUGGAAAGUUUUAAAAGAAAAAUUAAAGAAAAAUCACAACAUAAUGAUGAUAAACCAACAAUAACAAUCGAACAACAAUCAAAAAUAUCGAAUCAUAUAUCGAAAACAGAAUCAUCAAAAAUACAUACAUUAACUUCGGAUGAUCAAUAUAAUUCAGGAUUUAUUUCCGCUUUAUCUAAAGCUUCAUCAACGUCAUCUAAAGAUGAUGAUAAUAAUGAUAAAAAAUAGAAUAGAAUGUUCUUCUUAAGAAUGGAAAAAUUUUGAAAAUAAAAAAAAUUCAUAUUGUUUCCUAUUCAUAGAUGGCAGUAGCAUAGACGUAAAUUUUGA
Molecule: messenger RNA, 978 nt
Organism: Dermatophagoides farinae (American house dust mite)
Lineage: Eukaryota; Metazoa; Arthropoda; Arachnida; Sarcoptiformes; Pyroglyphidae
Source: RefSeq, a predicted model, not a curated record